GGGAGAGAGGGGAGGGCGCACGGCUGCUGAUCCCACGUGUGACGCUUCAUCCCCGGCACAGUCCUAUCCUCAUAGCGGGGCUUUGCAGAUCUCCUGCCGUAGCUGUGCGUCUGUUCCUGUAGUUGAAGCCUCUAGUUUUUGUUAGAUAUGGAAGCGGACGGGACCCAAGCCACCUCUGGAAGCCUAAACGACUCACAACAUGAUCCGGGUAAAAUGUUUAUCGGAGGACUCAGCUGGCAGACUUCACCAGACAGCCUUAGAGACUAUUUCAGUAAAUUCGGGGAGAUCCGGGAAUGUAUGGUGAUGCGGGACCCCACGACCAAGCGCUCCAGAGGGUUUGGGUUUGUAACGUUUACAGACGCGGCCAGCGUGGAUAAAGUCUUGGCUCAGCCGCACCACGAACUGGACUCCAAGACGAUUGAUCCGAAGGUUGCCUUUCCUCGCCGUGCCCAGCCUAAGGUAAGAGCACCUUUAUGCUAGCCAUGCUAACGUCAUCCGCGCUGGUGUUCCGCGAUGCUACCCUUCCCCACCGCACCCCACCCCACCGCACACACACCCACCACGCACGCACGC
Molecule: messenger RNA, 573 nt
Organism: Gadus macrocephalus (Pacific cod)
Lineage: Eukaryota; Metazoa; Chordata; Actinopteri; Gadiformes; Gadidae
Product: RNA-binding protein Musashi homolog 2-like
Exons: 5
Coding region: 148-480 (110 amino acids)
Cellular component (GO): cytoplasm
Molecular function (GO): RNA binding
Source: RefSeq, a predicted model, not a curated record